UGCAUAUGUCUUUAUGAUUGUAUGAGUUGCAAGAUUUGACAGAUUGUUGUUCUUUCGUGUUUGCAAUGAACGUUUAAAAAUAAAGAAAUUGUGAAAUUAGUCUUUUUGAAGUGAUAAUCUCUUCAACGUAUCAUAAUGGAUACCGAUGCACGUGCAGAAUUAUAUGAAAAUUGGAAGAAGCGAGCUUUUGUAGGUCCUCUUCCACAAGGCUUCUUGAAAUUAGAAGAUCGCAAUGCACAACAACAACAAGAAGCAGCCGAUCAACAGGCUGCAUUGGCUUUGCAACAAUUGCAAAUGCAAAGUAAUCCGAUGUUACAUGAUCCACGUAUGGGCAAACUUAGUAUAACAAUUGCCCAGGCGAAAUUAGUCAAAAAUUAUGGUAUGACCAGAAUGGAUCCAUAUGUUAGGUUAAGAGUUGGUCAUUCAAUUUAUGAAACUCAUACAGAUUCAAAUGGAGGUAAAAAUCCACGUUGGAAUAAAGUCAUACAAUGUUUUUUACCGCCAGGAGUUACACAAAUAUAUAUAGAGAUAUACGAUGAAUGCUCUUUUGUAAUGGAUGAGUUAAUUGCAUGGGGUCAUAUAGAUAUACCACCUAAAGUUCUUCAAGGAGGUGAAACGCAUGAAGAUUGGUAUACGCUCAGUGGGAAACAAGGCGAUAAUUUGGAAGGCAUGAUCAAUUUAGUUUUCAGUUACACGGCUAAAUGUCAUCCAUAUAUGCCUGGACCUUCAGUAAUGAUGGUACCUUCUGCAAAAAUGUUUGGUAUGACAUCAUAUACACCUGUAUAUACCACACCUCAACCAAUAUCAGCAGUUGCAACACCACCUGUUAUACCAAGUAUGUUACCAAAUGCUGAAGUUGAAUUGAAACAGCUUGCAGAAAUGUUUCCAAAUAUUGAUAAAGAAGUUAUUAAAUCAGUAUAUGAUGUUAAUCAUGGAAAAAAGGAUAUAACUAUAAAUUCACUACUUCAGAUGUGUGAAUGAAUUUAACAAUAUUCUAAACAAAAGUAUUCUAUGAAAUAUAGACUAUAUAGACUUAUAUAGACUAUACUGAAUCAAUGACUGUAUCGAUGAAAACGAAAGGAUAUAAAGCAGAUAUCUGCUAAUAUAAUGAUUAUACAUUUAUUGAUUACUUUAACAAAAAUUGUAGAAUGAAAGAGUGAUACAGGCUUUGCAUGAUUUCAUUAUGCACAUUUUAAAGACCAGAAAAGUUAUAUGAUGUGAUACAUUUGCCUUCUUCUGCCUUUGCUAAUGUGUCAUUAUAAGAUUUUUCAAAGCAUCAUAAAUUAAUUUGAAACUAACUGUUUCAAUAUUUCUAUCUAUAUUCUUUUGUGUAAUAUAUUUCUUGUAAAUUUAAUAUAUUCAUAAAUGAGUAAUAUUUAUUUUAUUCUUAUUCAUACAAUAAAUCAUUGUAUAGAUACUGCUAAGAAAUAUGUAAUUAAAUAUUAAUGUAUUAUGAUAAUGUAGUAAAAUGAUGAUUACAAUUGAAUAUUGCAUUUAACAGUUGCAGAAGAAGAUGUACAAAAAUUAAAAAUAAUGUUAUAUUAACUUCUUGAAAUAGUAUCUUUAUAAAAUUGUUUUAGGUAUUACUGUCUCCAAGAAUUAAGAUUUUUUAUAUAAUUUCAAUAUAUAUAUUUUUCAAUUAGUAAUAUAAUACUUAUAGAUCUAUUAUUUAAUAAUCUCAGUAAUUAUUAAAUAUUAUUAAAUAUAUAUUAUUAUAAAUAUUAAUUGCCAUAAAAUAACAUGAUACAUUUUUAUGAUGAAGUUAUUAUCUGAAGAUUUCACUUAAAAACAAUUAGUGAAGCUUAUGAGAACAAUUUGUAAGCUAACUUUCUACAUAAACCGAUUGAAAUACUGAAAAAAAAAAUGAUCUUGUAUUUAGAGGUUUAUACAAACUAUAAAAAUGUAUUUUCUUAGAAAUAUAUAUUAUAUAAUUUUAAUUAUAUACAUUUUUAAUUGUACUAAAGCAGUAAUUAACUCAUUCAUUAAAUUUAAGUAUUAAUUAAAAACAAAAAAUGAACGAUUACUUAUGUUCAUAAUUAUAAAAUUUUACAUUCUAAGCCGUCUGCUAUUAUUAUUUUAAGUUGAAUCUUUGACAAUCAUACAAUAAAAUUUUAUUAUAUUAUCAUUUAAUAAAUAAAUAAUUCAUGUACAUUCCGUUUAGAAAAAAAAUAUAUAUGCAAAAUUUGUGUGUGCUUUUUUAAUAUGUUCUGUAUUACCAGACGGAAUAUGAACGCAACUUAUUGUUAAAAGAAGUCUAGAUAAGAAAAAUGAAUUAAGACUAGAGCAACUUACAGAACAUUCUAAAUGAAAAGAAUAUACCUGCUGGUAUAAAAGUUCUGAGUCAUGGAAAACUAACGACUCUAAAAGUGUUGUCCAAAAGAUACUAUACAAGCACUUAAAAAAAUCAAGAUUUUCAAUAUAAAGCGUAUCCUGAUAUCAUUAUAUAGAGAUAAAAGAAGAAAAACCAAAUCAAGAAUGGGACUCAUAAGAAUUUAUCAGCAAUGAAUACUUUGACCAAAGUAUUCGUUUCAUUUGUAUGAAAUUCAUAUCUCAUAUUUUAUAAGCAUUUGCUUAUAAAAUUAUUCAGAUAUUUGGAAAUAUUUUGAGACAGAUCAUCCUACUCAUGAAAGAGAAAAAAACUACUAAACAUCCCUUUAAACUCGAAAACAUUGACUAUUUCAAAAAUAGUUGCUUCAUUCCCAAAUAUGAAUGUAAAUUCACGAAUAUAAAUUUGAUCUUUUGAAGGUUGCAGAGUUCUAGUAAUGACGUUAGAAGAUCAGUUAAAACCAAAUGCUAUUUGAUUUAGAUUCUUUUCAGUCCCUAUGAUAGCUUCUAUAAUGUCAUCAGGAUCAACAGUUAUUGGCUCAGUUACUACUGACAGCAAUAAAAAAAAUUGAAGAAUGCAAAAAGAAACACUCUCAAUCCUAUCUACAAGUUUCACAAAUGUGAAGCUCUCAAAAUGCCUUACAUAAACCACCAUAACAGAAAAAUAGACUCUAACUUAUUUGGUUGUCAUUGCAGUCACUAGAAAAAAAGCGUAGAACUAUCAAACAGGAAAGAAACACAAAUGAUCGGAAUUUAAAGAAAAUUCUCGAAUUGUUUUGUCUCAGUAUUUGAAAUCCUUACACCGAUGACGACUAAAGCUAUUCUUUAAACGGAUUAUGCUAUUUUUAAUAAUUGUCGAAUGCAAAAUCUAAUAUAUCAAAGACUUCCAUAUGUAUAUAUAUAUAAUAUAUAUACUAUAUAUAUAUAUAUAAAUUAGAAAAUAUAAUAUUAAGACAAUGCACUUCCACUUUUUAACAACUAUGUAAUAAUAACCGAAAUAUCACCUUGAUCUAAUUAACAUAUAUUACUAAAUUUUUAUACAGAUUAAUUAAUAUUAUAUCGAUAUAUUAUAUCAAUAUAUUAUAUUAAAUGAAUAUAUUAUAAGUAUAAGAAAGAUUCAUAUGUAACAAAACUAAUUAAGCAUAUUUAGGAAUGUUAAUUUUUAAUAAAAUGUUCAUUGUUCUCCUA
Vespula vulgaris is the source of this 3513-nucleotide messenger RNA. Its product is annotated as toll-interacting protein A-like. Gene Ontology annotation, molecular function: ubiquitin binding; ubiquitin conjugating enzyme binding. Gene Ontology annotation, cellular component: cytoplasm. The record is from RefSeq and is a predicted model, not a curated record. The transcript has 6 exons. Lineage: Eukaryota; Metazoa; Arthropoda; Insecta; Hymenoptera; Vespidae. Bases 136 to 981 code for a protein of 281 amino acids. Gene Ontology annotation, biological process: ubiquitin-dependent protein catabolic process.